UUGUUUGUUCAACAAACACAGUUCAACCGUUCCCUGUGUUGGGGUUGCACCACUCUUCUCAAUCGUCGAGAACGAGAACUCCCUGGGAUCACACAGCCGCCGCUCAUUACGCCAGAGCCUAACGACAUCACCACUCUCAUAUAAUCCCUGAGAGGAAAGGCAUGCCGAAGAAUCGCUGUAAGAUUUGUAGAGGUGCUGUUUGCUCAUUUCAAAAUGAGACUCCCUCUCCUUCAGGCUCUCAGCCACAAGAGGCUGAUCCUGCAUUUGUUGUGUCAUACCACCGGCAAAAGACUUCAGGACCGGGGAAUCAUCCGAUCCAUCCUCGCCGGAGGGCCUCAGCCAGUUGGCCAACAUGAACCAUAUGGCCGACUUCAGUAUCUUGGAAUCGUACCAGUGGGAUCCUCGGCGCCUCACCCCCUAGCGCACAAUGGGUACCCAGCUGCCAUGCCCAUUUCCGGAGAUCCUGCACCAUCUUACCCUCAGUUUUCUGUGGGACUUGCCUCCGAACCCCAUUCAACCUCCGCUGCCAUCUUCCCUCAUGCUCAACUGGAGCCAUCGGCUCCCACAACCCAGGAUGGUGAAUGGUCACAUACUCCUACCGAAACCUCGGCUCGAAACUCUGUUAUCGAGCUAGCUCCGACCAUCAGUGGUCGGUGGCCCAACUUCAAUGGUGCCACAGGCACACAUUUCCCCAGAGGGUAAGCGCCGGCACGUUAAGGCUAGGCCAUCAGCCAUUGAGCAGGGAGCGCUUUCUUUCCUGGCCGAUGAUACGCUUAUGCCAGCUAUCACACCCAUGCUGCCAUUACAUUCUCUAGCAUAUCCCGCUUCCCCCUUCAGCAACUAGUAUUCUAUGAGGAUGCAUCGCUUGCGCGCACCUAUUUGGGACGUUCUCAUCAUUGUAACAUGUGUUUUCAUGCUUGUAUGCACCCAAAAAACUUACCAAUACCAUUCUCAUUUGC
This is a messenger RNA of Cantharellus anzutake, 959 nucleotides long. RefSeq lists its product as uncharacterized. The transcript is spliced from 3 exons. The record is from RefSeq and is a predicted model, not a curated record. NCBI's taxonomy places the organism in Eukaryota, Fungi, Basidiomycota, Agaricomycetes, Cantharellales, Hydnaceae. The coding region runs from base 214 to 702 and encodes 162 amino acids.